Molecule: messenger RNA, 1251 nt
Organism: Fusarium vanettenii 77-13-4
Lineage: Eukaryota; Fungi; Ascomycota; Sordariomycetes; Hypocreales; Nectriaceae
Exons: 3
Coding region: 1-1251 (416 amino acids)
Source: RefSeq, a predicted model, not a curated record
AUGGCGCCCCCAGUACAGUCAUGGCUGCACCGGCGACUACGCUGGCUUCGCUACUUCUUAACGGCUCUUGAUUCCCAAAAUGACGACCAGCAACCGCUCCUUCAGCAAACAACAUCAUCAGGAAGUAAAUCAAGCGUCAGUUGCCCACCAGAUUUUACCUCCUCUCCUUACCGAGCCGAAAAGAAGCCUGGGAUCACGACGCCGUCCCCAUCGAAUCAACUUGAAGAGGAUAUGAAUGAACCCCCACUCCCUUUCUUUUAUUGCAGGGCAUGCAAGCAAGCCAGAUUGUCCAAUGAGUACAACGAACGAGUUGCAAGGCUGAUUGACCGCUUAUAUUGCGCUGGCUGCCAAACCCAACACCCGGCCAUACUUUUUUCUCACUCUUAUCGCAACGCUGAGCCGUCAACUAGACUCUGUAUUGGCCACCAGGGUCAUUACGCCGUCUGCUGUCACUUAAAGCUCAGCCUGUCAGACAUUGAGGCGUGGAAAGCUGCGAACCAGGAAAUAAAACUCAGCUGCCCGCUGAGUACAUGUCCGUGUACUAACGUGACCGUCACCUAUGACCCUGGAUGGUUUGAUGAUCCAAAUUUGAAUCAUGUCUGGGUCAAGUGGAGAGCACCCAUCCAGCAUACAUUGCCUGGGAACACCUUUUGGGAUCGCAGUAUCUCGAAAGCCGCACAGUUAUAUGGGUCUUGCCCAUACCUAUUCUGUGCUGCACUUCAGGUCACGCCUGGCCGCCUUUUUCGAUUGGGGUAUUUCAAAGACGAUACCUUCGGAGAUGGCAGAAAAAACCGCAAAUGUCUAAAGAUUAAUGGAUCCUUCUUUAAGUGCGACUUACAGAACGAAAUCAUCGAAUCAUCCCGCUGUAUACCUCAAGGCAAAGAUCCACGAACACUAUUGCCAAGAGAUUGGAUCGAAAACCUUGACCCAGAAAGUUAUGGCCACUUUACGGACCCAGAGACGAAGCAUAUAACAUGGUGCAGUGAUCGGUCCUGUGCUACGACACUUGAAUACGAUCUCCCAAUACCUACUGCAGGUGCCGUCGCUCCUGUCAUCCUGGCAAAUGAAGACAACCAAGGGAAGGGGCCUUUCACUCAUUGUAUCUCUGCUGGCUGUCUGCAUCCCUUGCCUACCAUGGAUUUCAAAACAGCCUUUGGUACAUUGCUCCCUAUCAAUACACACGAAGCGAUGGCAACCGGGCCCAUAACCAAAGGGCCAAGCUCUGAAUCUUCAACCAUGAAGGGAGAAUAA